Molecule: messenger RNA, 641 nt
Organism: Vitrella brassicaformis
Lineage: Eukaryota; Vitrellaceae
Source: the annotation of a GenBank genome assembly
CAUAUAGGGACGGCUGCAUCAUGCGUUGUCAGUAGUUCGUUGUGGUGUGCAUGAGCUGCCCUUCUAUGUUGUUAAUGGCCUGGAGGGCGGCCUUAUUGGUGGUCAGUGCGGCCUCGGUGGUGGUAAUGGCGUGGCGGAUGCUGUCCUUGGCGAGGCCGAGCUGAGCCGACAACACACCCAUUACGGUACCUGCACACACCCAGAGCAGUAGAUGGAUGCACGACCGUAGACAGUACACGACACGUGCAAAAAUGUGUGUGUUAUGUAUAUGUGAGGAGCCAUGCAUUUCGGUCUCCACACAUGCACGCGUCCCCCACCUAACUGUGGCUAUCGUGCCGCGACCCUCUGUCCUCGAUGAACGAAGUCGGAGGAAUGAUACUGGCCGAACUCUCAACUGCAGCGCACCACGCAUGCACAACACACCGGUGUGCUCCUUCUUUCCAGAUCCCAUCCGAUGGACGCACCGUAUUUGUCUCUGGCGGCCUGGAUCUCCUGACCACGGCGCACAAACGACGCACCUGCACACAGCCGACGACGAUUCGAACGAACGGCAUACAUGUGAAUGAAUGAGCCACACACGCAUAGAUCUCCACCGUACAUGUCGGUAUUGCAGUCCUUCCCCUCGCAAUCGUCGGCGCCAU